Messenger RNA from Cinclus cinclus, 1767 nucleotides. It is a transcript of the gene TIGD5, whose product is annotated as tigger transposable element derived 5. The transcript has a single exon. Bases 1 to 1767 code for a protein of 588 amino acids. The record is from RefSeq and is a predicted model, not a curated record. Gene Ontology annotation, cellular component: nucleus. Gene Ontology annotation, molecular function: DNA binding. NCBI's taxonomy places the organism in Eukaryota, Metazoa, Chordata, Aves, Passeriformes, Cinclidae.
AUGCCCGCGGGGGAGCCGGAGGAGGGCGGGGGAAUGGCGGGAGGGCGGAGGGCAGGAGGAGGAGGAGGUGGAGGUGGAGGCGGAGGCAGCAGCGCAUCACCCGGGGGGGUGUCGGUGAAGAUGUCGCUUCGCCGCGCCUACUCCAUCAAGGACAAGCUCCAGGCCAUCGAAAGGGUGAAGAAGGGCGAGCGCCAGGCGUCAGUGUGCCGGGCCUUCGGGGUGCCGGGGGGCACACUCCGGGGAUGGCUGAAGGAUGAGGCGAAGCUCCGCUGGUUUCUGGAGCAGCUCGGCGGUGAGGUGGGCACCCAGCGCAAGAAGAUGCGCUUGGCCAACGAGGAGGAGAUUGACCGUGCUGUCUACGCCUGGUUCCUCGCCCUUCGCCAGCACGGCGUGCCGCUCUCCGGGCCCCUCAUCCAGGCGCAGGCUGAAGCCUUCGCCCGGCAGAUCUACGGGCCUGAAUGCACCUUCAAGGCAAGCCAUGGCUGGUUCUGGCGCUGGCAGAAGCGCCACGGCAUCUCCAGUCAACGCAUCUAUGGUGAGGGUGGCAUCUCCGCCGAGCCUGAACGUGCUCCGGCCACCCGCUCCGAGAUCUUGCCCGAUGCCGGCGGCUACGGGGAUGAGCAGAUCUACAAUGCCAACAUCACCAGGCUCUUCUGGAAGCUGCUUCCUGGUGCUGGAAUCACGGCAAGGCGUCCGGCCCGCAGCGAGCGCGUCACAGUGCUGCUGGCCGCCAACUUGACCGGCUCCCACAAACUCAAGCCCUUGGUGGUUGGGGGUCUCCGUGAUCCCGCCAGCCUCCGGCAUCACAACCAGGAGAAAUUCCCAGCUUGCUACCGCUACAGCCCUGAGGCCCGGCUGGCGCCAGCGCUUCUACAGGCUUGGUUCUUUGAGGACUUUGUGCCGGGGGUCAAACGGUACCUGCGGCGGAGCUGCCUGCAGCAGAAAGCCGUGCUGCUGCUCAGCUCCACUCCAUCCCGCUCUGGAUCAGGAGCUGAGGAUUCCCCACCACUCCAGACACCAGAUGGGUCCAUCCGCGCGCUCUUCCUCUCCAAGGGUCCUUCCGGGAGCGGCUUGGCAGGAGCAGGAGGCCGAAUCCCUGCGCCGCUGGAGCAAGGGGUGGUGUCAGCCUUCAAGCAGUUCUACAAACGGGAAUUGCUGCGCUUGGCUGUGUCCUGUGGUGGCCCUGGCAGUCCUGCAGACUUCGUGAGGUCCUUCCUCCUCAAGGACAUGUUGUACCUGGCUGGCCUCUCCUGGGAUCUCAUCCCGCCCGGAUCCAUCGAGAAGUGCUGGCUGCUGGGGCUGCGUGCUGCCUUUGAGCCACAGCCCGGCGAGGAAGAGCAUGGGGACACCCCAGGAGGGGAGGAAGGCGGAGGGGACAGCAAGAUCUUCAGCGACCUGACCCACCUGGCCGCCUUGGCCUUCAAGCGCUUGGCUCCUGAGGAAGUGUCCGACUGGUUGCACUUGGAUGAUGCAGCUCCGGGUGUGGAGGAGGAUGAUGAUGGCGAGGAGUACAUUGAGGAGGAAGGCACUGAGGGCUGCGGGGCUGAGGAGGAUGAGGAGGAAGAAGCAGCUGGUGGCAAAAGGGGUGGAGAAGGAGGAGAUCCUUUGCUGCCCACAGCUCGGGAAGCCAUCCAGGGUCUGGAGACGGCGCUGCGCUGGCUGGAGGGACAGGACCCCCGGGAAGUGGGGCCGCUGAAGCUGGUGCAGCUCCGCUCCCUCAUCUCCAUGGCGCAGCGGCUGCACCGCGGCCGCAGCCCCCAAUCCUAG